Dermatophagoides farinae (American house dust mite) is the source of this 1151-nucleotide messenger RNA. NCBI's taxonomy places the organism in Eukaryota, Metazoa, Arthropoda, Arachnida, Sarcoptiformes, Pyroglyphidae. The record is from RefSeq and is a predicted model, not a curated record.
GAUGACGACGACGACGAUGAUGAUUGUGGUGAUGGUGACGAUGAUGAUACGAAUCAUUCAUCACAACAACAAUUACCGAGUCAGCAAAGAUGGCCAUUCAAAGCGAGCAGAAAAUGGGAGCCGAAACAAGUACAGAUCAAAACAUUGGAAGGCGAAUUCAGUGUGACAAUGUGGUCUCAUGAUGAUAUGCCCACCAUUGAUUUUGUGGAUGAUUUUCGAGCCGAUGAAAACAAUGUUUCUAUUGAAGAUAUUCUGCCAUCCGGAUUCUAUCAGAAAUCUCCGCCGCAAAACCAAGAUCAAACAAUCACUGUGAAGAAUAGUUGUUCAGGUUCCAUUACAAUGAUGACCACAACUAGGAGAUUGAUAAGCGGAGAGGAUGAACUCCGUACGAUAGCAUGUCCUCAUCGAGGUUGUAUGAAAAUGUUUCGUGAUAAUAGUGCCAUGCGAAAACAUCUUCACACACAUGGCCCUCGUGUUCAUGUGUGUGCCGAAUGUGGAAAGUCGUUUGUCGAAUCCAGUAAACUGAAGCGUCAUCAACUGGUGCACACUGGCGAAAAGCCAUUCCAGUGUACGUUUGAUGGAUGUGGAAAACGAUUCUCGUUGGAUUUCAAUCUUCGAACUCAUGUAAGGAUCCACACAGGUGAUCGUCCCUAUGUCUGUCCGUUUGAUGGUUGUCUGAAGAAAUUUGCCCAAUCGACCAAUCUAAAGUCGCACAUUCUAACGCAUGCAAAAUCGAAAAACUAUUCAAACCUAAUAAAACCGUAUCAGUGUUCGGUAAAGAAGAUGAUCACUGCUGUGGUUGAUGUCGGUAUGGAAGCUGCCGCUGCCGUGGCUGCAGCCGCCGGAGCAAAUAACAACAACAACAAUAACGAUAAUAACAAUUGCAUUCAACCGGUUGUUGGAUCGAAUGCGCCUGAGCCGCGGUUGAUAAUAUCCGAUGUGGUAGAUGUGCUACCACCAUCAUCAUAAUGAUUCCGUUUAUGUAGCUUUAUCGUGUAUUAGCUUCAGAUGUUGAGUGUUUAUUUUUGUUGUAAAUAUGUAUGCGAAUGAUAUUUUAUUUUCUAUUUUUCACAUGUAUAAAUUUAUACAUGCCACACACUAUUUCAUAUUUCACAUGAUAAUGAAACAAAUAGAUUCAUUCAUUCAUUGAA